UAUUUAUGCUUGUCUCUCCAUUUUGCCUUGACAACUAGUGUUAGUCAUUUCACUGAAUAAGAUCUGCAGAGUAUCGGGAUCAAUUUUUUUAUUAUCUAAAACUUUCCAAGCUGACACCCAACAUGACUGCAGUCUAGUGACUGAAAGAGAUAAAUAUGGUUUUAACUGAAGAUUAUUGUCAAAAUUGUGGUAAGGUAAAAACUUUUAUUUACCAAUGUUCUCAGUGCAAAGCUGUUUCAUAUUGUUCUAAAAAAUGUGAAAGAAUGCACAAAAGGGAACAUGAAAAAGUAUGCUCUACCUCACAAACCACUCAAAAUCAAAGACUGAACCCAUCAUUUGAUGAAUUUACAGAACCAAAAGUAACCAGUUUCAAUAAACACACCAAGCCUACUAAGAUGCAUAUAAAUGUGAGUGAUGAAGCAGAAAGCUUUUGCCAGACAUGUUACAGAACUAAUGUUGCUCUGCGUGGAUGUUCUAAGUGCAAAUCAGUAUUCUACUGCUCAACAAAGUGCCAGAAAAUUGACUGGCCAAUGCAUCGAAACAAUUGUAAGGCUCCAGAGACAAAUACUGAAGAGAACAGUGAGAAACAGACUGGUCAUGAGUAUAGUGGUGAGGGAAGCUCUGCAAAGGGGCCGGUAAAGGAAAACUGUGUAAGUGUAGAUGAUGAGGAAAGAGGUGGGAUAGACAAUAAAGUGAACAACAAGAAUAAAAAUAGACAAAAUAAAGGGCAAGUAAAAAGCAAUUGUGACAACAUGGAGAAAGAGGAAACCAGUAGUAAAGUGGACAUGAAUGAAAUCAGCCAGAAGGAGGGUGACAAAGAAGCUAGCAAGGACAAUAAUGAGAUUAUGAACUGCGAGGGAAAAAAUGGUGAGAAGGAUUUCAGUGAGAAAGAUGCCAGUGAAAAGGAUACCAAUCAAAAGGAAACCAGGCAGAUGAACAUCAAAUCUGAUCUGAAGGAAACUGGAACAAUAAACGGAGAGAAAACUAAUGCAGGAACAAGUCUAAAAUUUACUAUUUUUGAAGCUGUAAGAUGUGAAAACUGUGGAAGUUUUAGUGAAAAUCUAAUGACAUGUAGCCAGUGCAAAAUUGCAAAAUAUUGCUCAAAACCUUGUCAAAUAUCUGCAAGGCAACUUCACAAAAAAUUCUGUAAAUCUCCUAACAGUUUAAAUACCUCACUUUCAAGAAGUCAAGGUAAGUUCUAUACUUUAAAAUACUGUUGGAAUAAACAACAUAUUUUAAAAACUGAAUAUCUUAAAUUUAUUAAUUUAUCAUGUAGGCUCAAAGUCGCUAAUUUGUAAGGGAAUGUCAUAAUAAAUUGAAUCUCUCACAGUAUAUUACUGGUAUUUAGUUGAUUGAUCCAAGAUGAAUGAAAGGCAGGUUUAUCACAAGUUGUAUUUGAGUUCAGAACACAUGGACGGAACUAAAUAUAGAAGGGCAUUUAUUCUUACUUUCUGUUAAUUCUCUCACUUCACCCUUCAUACUGAAUACUAAAUAGAUACUAGUAGAUUAUUAUUCAUCAUCAUCAUUUAACAUCUAACGUCUAUUUUUCGUGCUGGCAUGGGUUGGACGGUUUGACAGGAGCUGGCAAGGCUGGGAGCUAUACUAGACUUCAUUGUCUGCUUCGGCAUGGUUUCUAUGGCUGGACGCCCUUCCUAAUGCCAACCACUUUACAAAGUGCACUGAGUGCAUUUUAUGCUGCACUAGCACUAGUGCUUUUUACUUGGCAUCACUACCACAGGGUCACCAAUCUUUAGCUUAACAUUAUUUUUUAUAUGUUCCCAUAGGUUAACUGAGUCUUGAUCUUCUGAGGCCAAAUUAAUUCCCAAUUAUUCUUUCAUCAUUCAUUAACC
Molecule: messenger RNA, 1850 nt
Organism: Octopus sinensis (East Asian common octopus)
Lineage: Eukaryota; Metazoa; Mollusca; Cephalopoda; Octopoda; Octopodidae
Product: ubiquitin carboxyl-terminal hydrolase 15-like
Exons: 4
Coding region: 156-1298 (380 amino acids)
Biological process (GO): regulation of transcription by RNA polymerase II
Cellular component (GO): nucleus
Molecular function (GO): DNA-binding transcription factor activity, RNA polymerase II-specific
Source: RefSeq, a predicted model, not a curated record